GGGAGGGACCGGAUCCCGUCACCUGCCUCCAGGGCCGCGCUGGUCACGUGACUGGGGCUCGAGUCAGCUGACGCGGGAGGGUUUGAAGCUACACCGCGAGGGAGCGAGGCCGCAGUGACAGCAGCGGGUGUUUAGACGCCGGUUGCACCGCCGCGCCCGCCGGCGUUCGGCGCUCCCCUCCCCGGCAUGGCGGUGCCCGUAGGCCCGCGCGGCUCAGAGACUGAGCGCCUCCUGACACCCAAACCUGGGUAUGGGACCCAGGUGGCGCCUUCCCCAGCCCCUUCCACCCCUCCAGAAGAGGAGGAUCUCCGCCGUCGUCUCAAGUAUUUCUUCAUGAGCCCCUGUGAUAAAUUUCGGGCCAAGGGCCGCAAGCCCUUUAAGCUCAUGCUGCAGGUGGUGAAGAUCCUGGUGGUCACAGUGCAGCUCAUCCUGUUUGGGCUCAGCAACCAGCUGGUGGUGACAUUCCGGGAGGAGAACACCAUCGCCUUCCGGCACCUCUUCCUGCUGGGCUACUCGGACGGGGCGGACGACACGUUUGCGGCCUACACCCAGGAGCAGCUGUACCAGGCCAUCUUCCACGCCGUGGACCGGUACCUGAUGCUCCCCGACGUGUCCCUGGGUCGGUAUGCUUACGUGCGGGGCGGGGGCGGGCCCUGGGCCAAUGGCUCGGCCCUGGCCCUCUGCCAGUGCUACUACCACCGGGGCCACGUGGACCCAGCCAAUGACACCUUUGACAUCGACCCCAUGGUCAUCACUGACUGUAUCCGGGUGGACCCUCCCGAGAGACCCCCCGUGCCCCCCAGUGAUGAGCUCUCCCUCUUGGAUGGCAGCACCAGUUACAAGAACCUCACGCUCAAAUUCCACAAGCUGAUCAACGUCACCAUCCACUUCCAGCUGAAGACCAUCAACCUCCAGAGCCUGAUCAACAAUGAAAUCCCAGACUGCUACACCUUCAGCAUCCUGAUCACAUUUGACAAUAAGGCACACAGUGGGCGUAUCCCCAUCAGCCUGGAGACCCAGGCCCACAUCCAGGAGUGUAAGCACCCCAGCGUCUUCGGCCACGGAGACAACAGCUUCCGGCUCCUCUUUGACGUGGUCGUGAUCCUGACUUGUGCCUUCUCCUUCCUGCUGUGUGCCCGCUCGCUGCUGCGAGGCUUCCUGCUGCAGAGCGAGUUUGUCAGGUUCAUGUGGCGGCAGCGGGGACAGGUCAUCAGCCUGUGGGAGCGGCUGGAAUUUGUCAACGGCUGGUACAUCCUGCUGGUCACCAGUGACGUGCUCACCAUCUCAGGCACCAUCAUGAAGAUUGGCAUCGAAGCCAAGAACCUGGCAAGCUAUGACGUCUGCAGCAUCCUCCUGGGCACCUCGACGCUGCUCGUCUGGGUCGGUGUCAUCCGCUACCUGACCUUCUUCCACAAGUACAACAUCCUUAUUGCCACGCUGCGGGUGGCCCUGCCCAGCGUCAUGCGCUUCUGUUGCUGUGUGGCCGUCAUCUACCUGGGCUAUUGCUUCUGCGGCUGGAUUGUGUUGGGACCCUACCAUGUGAAGUUCCGCUCGCUGUCCAUGGUGUCGGAGUGCCUUUUCUCGCUCAUCAACGGGGAUGACAUGUUCGUGACGUUCGCGGCGAUGCAGGCGCAGCAGGGCCGCAGCAGCCUGGUCUGGCUGUUCUCCCAGCUCUACCUGUACUCCUUCAUCAGCCUGUUCAUCUACAUGGUGCUCAGCCUCUUCAUCGCGCUCAUCACCGGCGCCUACGACACCAUCAAGGAAGUUCUGGAUCGAUGAGACAGGAGCCCAAGAGAGAGCACCAGGGAGAAGGAACAGCCAAAGCAAAGACCUAGAGCCAGAAAGGACUUGGAGAGGAGAUAUUGGCCCUGUGAGGUUGGGAGAGAUGAAGACAAGGCUAAAAGCCAGAACAUUCACUGCUGCUGGGAAUGCAGAUGUUUGCACCCCGCCUGCUCGCCGCCCCCACAAGUGGGUGGUUGUCAAGCACCCAGAUUGGGUCAGGCACGGCUCGAGGCGCUGGAGCCACAGCGGAGGGCACCAACUGACCAAGAUUCAGGGUGUGCACACAUUCAGUGGUCAGGGAAUGUCUCCGGGUGAAGCAAACCACGAGGAACAGCAGGUGGAGGGCACAGCACGGUGCAGAGGCCCAGAGGUGGGAGCCUGGUUGGUCCACAAGGACCGCAUCCGGGCGGGGCGGGCGGAGAGGAGAGCGAGCUCCAGGCCUACAUCGCGCAGUGCCAAGACAGCCCCACCUCCGGCAAAUUCCGCCGUGGGAGCGGCUCCGCCUGCAGCCUCCUCUGCUGCUGCGGCAGG
This is a messenger RNA of Globicephala melas (long-finned pilot whale), 2313 nucleotides long. RefSeq names its product mucolipin TRP cation channel 1 (gene MCOLN1). The record is from RefSeq and is a predicted model, not a curated record. Lineage: Eukaryota; Metazoa; Chordata; Mammalia; Artiodactyla; Delphinidae. Gene Ontology annotation, molecular function: NAADP-sensitive calcium-release channel activity. Gene Ontology annotation, cellular component: lysosomal membrane; plasma membrane.